AUGCUUGUGGCUGGCAGUAUGCUGCUCACUUUGUCUCGGAAAUGCCCUGCCAGCGGUAACAUGGGGGCUUCUGCUUCCGUUGCAAUGCUUCCGGGUCAGUCCAGUGUCUCAAAGACGGUAGCAUGCCGACAUUGGGACAACCUGGAAAGAAGUGACCUCAGUACACCAGCUCCUGCUGUCGAAUCUGAAACGUGUUCGCUUGGCCAGGAGUCUGAUGACUCAGAUGCAUCUUGCGACACCUGGGACACUACUACUGGAUUCGCUCAUCCGCUUCCUGUAUCGCCUAAAUCUGUAGACCGCACUUCUACCGUAUUCAUAUUUGAUUUGGAUGAUACACUGAUCCCAACGGAGUGGAUCCGUUCAUCUUACGCAGCGCAGAAGGAAGAUGGACGGACGGCUGGAGAAGUCUACCAGGCGAUUUUAGAAGAAAUAAACCUGCGUACGCGAAGUGAGUUGGUUCCACACAUUAUGAAAGCGCUGCGCAAGGCCAAGUCUUUCUGCAACACGGUUGCAAUCGUCACAAAUGCCAGGUCUCCGCGGUGGCUCGGAGUAUUCGAAUCCAUGUUUCCAGAGGUCGUUCAACUGCUGAACGAAGAAGAGAUACCCAUCAUCAGGUCCUGCCCCCAAGGACGAGAGCCCAAUAUAUACGAAAGCGCUGCCUAUUUUAGUUACUGGAUGAAUGCAAAAAAGAGGAAGUUUGAGGAAGUAAUUCGCCGGCAUCACGAGAGCAUGCCUGGCGCAGCGCUUAAGCGGGUCGAUUUGAUUUCAAUAGGAGACAAUGAUUUCGAGGAAUACGCAGCCACGAAUUUGGCGUUGGAAUCACCGCAAUCCGUGCGCUUUGCGAAGGUCGUCCGCUGCCGGCCAGGACUGGCUCCAGAACACUUUCUUGCACAAUUGCGAGCCAUACAGAGAGCUAUUGACUGUGUCUUCAUGGAGAAGAGCCCGCGCGAGGCGACUCUAGUGGGCAACGGCGUAACAUAUAGAAUUCACGGAACACCAAGCCUAAAAACGUUACCCUCCCAAAUGCAGUGCGGUCCUCAACAUGGGGCAUGA
This is a messenger RNA of Neospora caninum, 1053 nucleotides long. RefSeq lists its product as hypothetical. The transcript is spliced from 6 exons. The coding region runs from base 1 to 1053 and encodes 350 amino acids. The record is from RefSeq and is a predicted model, not a curated record. Lineage: Eukaryota; Apicomplexa; Conoidasida; Eucoccidiorida; Sarcocystidae.